AUGAAUUCUGUUACAUCCAUAGCUAAUAAUCAAACUAAGACCAAUAAUCAAUUAUAUAUUGAUGCAAAUUAUAGAGAAAAUGAUACAAUUAUAUUAUUGUAUAAUAUAACAACAAAUUAUUCUUAUUUUAUUACAUUUCGUUCAUUUGGACAUGAACAAUUAAAAUUUGGUUUAUUUUUAUCGAUAAAUAAAACUGAAGAAAAUUCUAUUGAAAUAUUUUAUCAAUAUCAUACACUAGAAUCAUUUAAUUUAUUUAUUAUUUGUUUUCAUUUUAUUCUUCAAUUAGAUGAUCUUGAUAUUCAAUGUAAAGAUCUACGUAUAAUCAAAGAUGAUCAUAUUACAUCGAAUUUAUCACAAGAUUUUCUUCCAUCAUAUAAUCCAUUAUUUGUUCCAAUGAUGUAUGGCUUAAGUAUUUUAAUGCUUUUACCUGUUAUUAUUCAACAUCAUCGUCAUAAAAAAGCUCAAUUAUUACAAAGACGAAAUGAAUUAAGACGUCUUUCAAUCACAAUAUCACAAGAUAAUCGAAAUUCGCAACAAAAUUUAACUAAUAAUAUAUUAUCAAAAAUUGUCAAAAAUGGAAAUAUCAAUUAUGAAAAUAUUCCAGUAGAUAUUGAACUUAUAUCAUUACGAUCAACAAAAACAAUGCUUGAUGAUGUAGAUGAUAAUGUUAAUUCAACAUUUGCAUUACAAACUCUUCAACCAUUUAUGCAUAAAUAUGAUGAUAAUGAUAUUGAUAAACAAUCUGAUGUUAAUGCUCAUGAUUGUAUUGCACAUCUUUUAGAUAAUACACCAUGGAAUACACUAUAUAUUGAUGAACCACUUACUACUAGUUCAUCUCGACAACCAGUUGUGCGUGAUUGUACUACAGCAAUAAAAGAACAACAUGUUCCAACCAUAAUUUCAUUUCACAAUGAUGAUAAUCAUAAUCGAAAAUUUACUAUAGAAUCUAAUAAACAUUCUACAAUAAAUUUAGAAAUGAUAAAUCGAGUAUUUUUUGAAUCAGACGUAUAA
Messenger RNA from Rotaria sp. Silwood1, 1011 nucleotides. The record is from the annotation of a GenBank genome assembly. Lineage: Eukaryota; Metazoa; Rotifera; Eurotatoria; Philodinida; Philodinidae.